This is a messenger RNA of Folsomia candida, 2503 nucleotides long. RefSeq lists its product as uncharacterized. NCBI's taxonomy places the organism in Eukaryota, Metazoa, Arthropoda, Collembola, Entomobryomorpha, Isotomidae. The transcript has 6 exons. Bases 530 to 2377 code for a protein of 615 amino acids. The record is from RefSeq and is a predicted model, not a curated record.
GACUUUCAUAACAUCUGACUGAUCAACUAAAUAUUAUAGUUUUAAACACUGAAAAUUGCAAUAUAAAGUAGUUGAUCUGUUUUUAAUGGAGUUGUCUACAUUUGAAUCUCUGUCAAAAACGACAAAAUUGAAUCCCUCCGACGAAUACAUAAUCAUUCUAAUUGCAAAAUUAUCAAACUAGAAUUUCAGCCUUUCUGUGAUAAAUUACACGAUUUACUAGUUUAGUUUUAAAGUCGUGUAAUAAUAUAUAUGUGCUUUGGGAUAUUGUUAAAUGUCAGUGUCAGUGUUGUCCAUGAAUGUAAACACGUCGCAGCAUUAUGUGCAUUGUAUAUUAUUGCUUGAUUUAAGCAAUUUGACUAGUGAUUUCUCAAUAUUCAACCACACGGGCUGCUAUUUACUUAAAUAUUGUGAUUAAUUUGAUUGCUGUCAGAUAUUCUUGGUUUCAAUGGACGGAAAAUUAACGAGAUUACUCCCUAAAACUCCCAUUUGGACUUUAAUAACACAACAAUAAGCCAACCGGUGGUAAAUUAUGGAUCGUUUAACAGUUUCCGACCUGAAAGGUGCCUUGUUGGAGAACGAAGGUAGCCCCACUACAAUGGAAGGGAUUUCGUCGAACAAAAUGAACCCCUUAAAGACCACGAAGCAAAGAAAUACUUCAAACAACCAUCGAAAAAGUCAGAGAUCGACCGCAUCGGGAGGGCGGAACAACAGCACAGAUGAAGACGUACGAGGGGACCAUCAUCAAUCUCACGCCCCCCUUCCCAUCGCUUCCGUCUUAUUGUCCGGGGAUGAGGAAGGGUUUAGAAAGUGUCACCAUGAGGGCGAUGGUGACAAUGAAAAUACGACCAACAAUGACGAACAAAGUGGUUUUGUGGAUGAUUCAGAAAACGACAAUAUUGCCGACAGGCUGUGUUCCUUAUCAAAGUUAUCGCUGCAUAGUGCAACACUUGUGGUGAAUGAGGAGGAGGAGGCCACAGAAGGGCAUUUUUAUGGAGUAGGUAGUGGUGGUGUAAACAAUACAGUGUCGUCGUCGUCGUCGACGAUUGUAGCAAAUAGUUCUAUUGCAGCCAGCAGCGCGGCAUUUUCUCCACACUCAGUUUCAAUAUCUAAAAUUAGAAAUCCAUCGUAUCCCAGUUUUCAUGAAUCAGACUCAAUUAGUGAAGCUCAUCUCAAGAACCAUUUUAUCCCCGUCCAAUCAUCCAGCGGAUGCCAUCACACUGGAGCUACGACGACGGGCGAUGGGGAUGGAGCCAGCGAGGCGAUGGACGACUGUACAGGACGACGAUUUCGACGAAGGAGACGACGCAGAGGACACAACACAAACACUAAAAGAAUGGCUGUAGAGGCAUCAGUCGACUGUCACCUGAGUGGAGAUGAAACUGUAGCUGGGUAUUCAAUAUUAUCGGCAGAACGGCCAGGCCCAUCACACAAAAAACUUACCAGCAAGGUGGACAAAAGCAAGACCGUCCUUGAUCCAUUGGAUGCGUUUGGAGUGAAACGGAAGAGAACGAUUGCAUCAUCGGCUGGAAGUGCUUCUGCUCAAAUCUCUGACAAGAAAUUUGGGGACAUGGACAUUGCAGAUGUUGGAAGGUUAUCGCUAAACUCCCCCGAAACGACCCUGGAGGAUCAGGAAAUGAGAAGCGAUGAUGAAGACGAGUGUUCCUCGUGUGACUCUGUUGACGAGGAAGGAGAUGAAGAUGACAGAGGGAGAGAAGCGGAUGAUGAACAAAGUGAUUGGGUAUUUGAUGAAUGGAGCACCAAUUCUAAUAAGCCCAAAGAGGAAACAGUUUCUUCCAGGAAAAAGAGACUAUUGAAAAUGCUUCGAAGUUAUGAAGACAUGAUAUCUGCAAAUGUUGCUGGGGGCCCACUUAACUCGAAUUAUCAAAUCAAUACACGGGAAAUUCGAGCAGGCAAGAGGCGAGUUUUUGUAGGCAAGCCAGGUUUCCCCACGAAAGGCAUAUGGACCUCUGCAAAUGAAGAGGUGUCCAGAUUCCUGCAAGAUCCUCUGCAGUCGCAAAUUAGGCUAAAACCAAUUUCUGCCGAGGAAGGGGUAAAACUAGCAAAUUUAGCCUCCUUGUACUCAUUGCGGAUGGAUUAUUGCAAUAAUCAAAGUGAAGAACAAAAAAUGGAUGACAUUUCCAUACCAUCUCCUGAAGAAACCGUAGUAGAUUCUACAAGUCUGACAAAAUUAAUCCCUGUACUCACGAAAACUCCCAACACUACCCAAAUGGAUAAAAUGCACGACUCGUCGUCCAUUGUUCCCUCCCCAUUUAAUGCUGAAGGUAGUAGUAGUAGUAACGUAAGCAGCGUCUAUGGACCCACACAUUCAGACGUUGAUUCAUCCAGAACUAGCGAUUCUAAACGCAUUAAAAAAUAAUUAUCAUUAUUACGUUUACGUAUGAGACCUGUACUGCAAUUACAUAAGUAUGUACUUACAAAUUUUCGUUGUAGUAACUCAUGAAUUCAACAAAAUAAAUUAUCUCGCUAUACGAAUUAGACUGUA